AAAAAAAGAAAAAGAGAAAACAGCUCCUUGAAAGGGUUUUUGGCGAAGCGAAACACUGGAACUUGAAAGUCUCUACUUUCUUCUUCCUCCUCUCUGUUCACAGUUCCAUACAAGAUCCUUCCAAUGGGAACUAACGCCGCUGCCGUCGAGAAAACGGAGGACGAUCUUCGCAAAGAGAUCGAUGAGCUUCAACGUCAACAACGGGAGAUUACAGAACGGCUUCGUGAUCCUCGCGGACUCCGGAGGGUGGGAUUUGCCGGACCUGGCCCAAGAAACUUCGCCGCUAAUGGACCACGUCGGGGAUUUGUUCGACCUGGGGAAAGGAACGAUGCUGAAGACCAGCCUCCUGCUAAGCGGCGGCUAUCAUCUGCUGUUGUUAAGAUGGAGGAGGAUGGGGAGAUAAAUGAAGAAGCUGAAGGAAAGGAUGCAAUGAAGGAUACAUCUCGGGAAGAAACUUCUGGAAGUGAUACAGCCUUCCAGAACGAUGUGAAACAAAAUCAUUUACGGCAGAGUGGUUCAUUUAGAUUGGAUGGGAAUAGAAGAGGAGCCAGGAUGGAUUUUGAAGUUCCAGCAGCAGAAAAUGUUCCAAGGAUAUUGCCUAAGAAUGAGGAUCCUAGCUUAGUUAGCAGGAACAAGAGAAUGCUGGGUCAGCUUUUGGGAACGUUAGAGAAAUUCAGGAAGGAAGACAAGCAACUCUCAGGAACGGAAGCUUUUAUGAGAAGAUCGGAUUCCUUACAAAGAGCUGAGCAAAGGGCACGAGAGGAAAGCGAAAGAUUGAGGCAACAAGAGCGUGAACAAAUUGCAGAGAAACGAAAGAGAGAUCUGAUGCUCAGAGCUCGCGUGGCUGCCAAGGCAGAAGAAAAGAAGUUGGAAUUACUUUUUCUUCGAUGGAGCGAGCAUCAUAAGAAACUUUGCAAUUUUAUAAGGACAAAGACUGAACCUUCAAUUUAUUAUUUGCCAAAUAAACCAUUGGACGAGGAUGCAACCUUGGCCGAGCAGCGAAGAGACGAGGCUUUUAUGGAGUGGAAAACCUCCAGAAGGGAAGAGUUGUCCGAGUAUCAGAAACAGAUAGGAGAACAGUAUAUUGCAAAUGUUGAGAAGGACUUGGAGAGGUGGCAAAAUGCCAGGAGGGCAAGAAAAGGAAAUAACGAUGUAUCGAAUUUGCAGGAAACCAUGGACAAAGAAUUGGACACCCAUAGACUUGAGCAUGGUCCAAAGAAAAGGAAUAUCCCUGGUGGUAGCAACAACGAGGACGAGGAUGACGUGGAAGAUAUUAACGUUGGAGAGGAUGACAUGAUAGAUGACGUACUUGGUGUUGAAGAUAAUGGGCGUAGGGGCGAGGAAACAGCAAAACCCGAAGCUGAUGUUGCAAGUCCAAAAGCUGAUAAUACUGUGCAGUAGAAGCUGUAAGUACCUAUUUGAUUUCACGUAGUAGUCCUAUGUGUUUGUAUCUGUCCUUUCUUUGUCUUACUAGUUUUAUUCUUCUUGCUUUUUAAAAUUAUUGUUUGUGUUUUUUAAAUGGCACCAAUGGGGUUCCACACACUCUUUUUCAUUCUACUUUUUCACAGCCUUCAUAGAAUUGGUAGAUGCUUAGUCACCAAGUUUGUUCGAGGCAUGACUUGUAAAAAUAUCUCAACUUCUUUCGAGUCAUGACAUCAGAAACGUACUUAUGUUGCCAUUUCUUUUCUAUUGAAUAUUAAUCGACCUUUUCUUUUGAUUGACAUAAUGAAA
Molecule: messenger RNA, 1731 nt
Organism: Benincasa hispida (wax gourd)
Lineage: Eukaryota; Viridiplantae; Streptophyta; Magnoliopsida; Cucurbitales; Cucurbitaceae
Product: protein-protein interaction regulator family protein
Cellular component (GO): catalytic step 2 spliceosome
Source: RefSeq, a predicted model, not a curated record